Andrographis paniculata is the source of this 1759-nucleotide messenger RNA. RefSeq names its product enhanced ethylene response protein 5. The transcript is spliced from 9 exons. Gene Ontology annotation, cellular component: transcription export complex 2. Gene Ontology annotation, biological process: transcription elongation by RNA polymerase II; post-transcriptional tethering of RNA polymerase II gene DNA at nuclear periphery; poly(A)+ mRNA export from nucleus. Bases 145 to 1389 code for a protein of 414 amino acids. Gene Ontology annotation, molecular function: RNA binding; double-stranded DNA binding. The record is from RefSeq and is a predicted model, not a curated record. NCBI's taxonomy places the organism in Eukaryota, Viridiplantae, Streptophyta, Magnoliopsida, Lamiales, Acanthaceae.
AAUGGGUCAAAGGAAGCCCAAAAUAGCCCUCAAGAAGCAAAACCCUAAACCCGGCCGAAACGACGUCGUCGAGAGCUGCUCUCUCCUUCUCGCCGAAUCGCCGGCGGGUGAAAUCGUGGCCCAUUUUCUUCAGUUGGGGCGAAAAUGGCGGCGUAUAUAAGCAUGGGAGAAGCUCAUAGGAGGAUCACGGAGUAUUUGAAUCGCUUCUCCGAUGCUGUUUCGUAUCAAGACGGGAAGACCUUGAGUCGUCUCCUUUCCAUCUCCUCCGACUCCGCCGCCCUUCUCUCCCUCGCCGACGCCCUCAAUACAUUUCAGGAUGCUAAUAGAAUCAUACGGCAAUCAGAGAACUUCUCUCAGUUUGUGGACGUUCUGCUUCCUAUUUUCCGUGCCUUGCAGAGUUAUCGGCUAAAGAAUUUGGUUGAGUCUUACUCAGCCUUUGAGAAAGCAUCCAAUGCUUUUAUUCAGGAAUUUCGAAACUGGGAAUCAGCAUGGGCAUUGGAAGCUUUAUAUGUGCUAGCAUAUGAAAUUAGAAUUCUUGCGGAGAGGGCUGAUAUAGAAUUGGCCUCUAUUGGGAAAACCCCGGAAAAGCUACAAGGUGCCGGUUCUUUUCUCAUGAAAGUAUUUGGCGUUCUUGCUGGAAAGGGACCAAAACGUGUGGGAGCUUUAUAUGUGACAUGCCAACUAUUUAAGAUAUAUUUCAAGCUUGGGACAGUCCACCUAUGUCGCAGUGUGAUAAGGAGUAUCGAAACUGCAAGGAUUUUUGAUUUUGAGGAGUUUCCAGUCCGUGACAAGGUCACUUACAUGUAUUACACUGGUCGUUUGGAGGUGUACAAUGAAAAUUUUCUUGCUGCCGACCAAAAGUUAUCGUAUGCGCUAACACAUUGCAAUCCAGAGAAAGAAGCAAAUAUAAGAAUGAUAUUGAAAUAUUUGGUACCUGUGAAGCUCUCAUUAGGCAUCUUACCCCAAGCAUCACUUCUCGAGAGAUUUGACUUAAAUGAGUAUAGUAAUGUAGUACUUGCUCUUAGAAGAGGUGAUCUUCGACUUCUCAGGCAUGCCCUUGAUGAACAUGAGGACAGGUUCCUACGAUCAGGCGUGUACCUUGUUUUGGAGAAGCUGGAACUCCAAGUUUACCAGCGCUUGGUCAAGAAAAUAUAUAUAAUGCAAAAACAGAAGGAUCCAAGUAAAGCACACCAGAUCAAGUUGGAUGUUAUUGUUAAAGCACUGAAAUGGCUCGAGAUGGAUGCGGACGUUGAUGAGGUCGAGUGCAUAAUGGCGAUUCUUAUACACAAGAACUUGGUGAAAGGGUAUUUUGCCCACAAGAGCAAAGUUGUGGUUUUAAGCAAACAAGAACCUUUCCCUAAACUAAACGGUAAACCGGUGAGCUCAUAGGCGAUAACUUAUACUCUUCUUGCAUACUCUAUGUUAUAGCUCGUCACCCCUUUGAUUAUGCGCGAUGUCCUCGCUCUUGGUCAUUGCGCCGAAGCCGAAAGUUUAGGGAUGAUCCUAAUGCUAGCUACAUGUGGAAAUAUGUUUUUAGAUGGUAAGGGUAAAGAUUAGCUCAUGUCUGAAUGUAUUUUUGUUACUGUCACUACACUUUACUUUGGACUGUGUUUUAUCUUUGCCCUGCUAAAAUUAGAAGAGUAUUUUCUUGCAACUGUGCAUCUCUCUUUUGUAUAGAAAAGUUUUUCUUUCUCAAAAACUGGACAUUUGUUGUUCUGAUUUAUAAACAAUGAAAUAAAUUUUACUUUUUCCAGAGUAA